GUGCAGUGAUGGGCUCAGACAUUGCAGGCUCAAGCGACAUGAAGAUCCGGCUGGUGGAAGGUCCUCAUCCUUGCAGCGGACGGGUGGAGGUGCUCCUUUAUGGCCUGUGGGGAACAGUUUGUGAUGAUGGAUGGGGCAUCAAGGAAGCCAUGGUUGUCUGCAAAGAGCUGGGUUGUGGGGCUGCAGUGUCAGCCACACGUGAAGCACAAUUUGGGACUGGAAGUCUCUCCACUGGCAUGAGUGAUAUCAGAUGCAGAAGGACAGAAUCAGCCCUCAGUCAAUGCCCAGCAAGCUUACAGAGAGAACAGCACUGUACCUCUGAGGAAGCAGCUGGAGUUGUGUGCCAUGUUGACUGCAGUGGAAGGGUAGAACUGCUCCAUAAUGGUGUGUGGGGCACCAUUUGUGGUGACAGGUGGGGUAUUGAAGAAGCUGGAGUUGUAUGCCAACAGACUGACUGUGGGAUUGCAAGACUUGAUCAAAAUGGAACUCAGUUUGGAAAUGGAACUGGCCCAAUCUGGUUGGAUGAUGUCCAUUGCAGAGGGACAGAAUCCUCUCUAUAUCAGUGCUCAGCAAGCCCAUGGGGAAUGCAUGACUGUGAUCAUAGACAAGCUGCUGGUGUUGUGUGCUCAG
Molecule: messenger RNA, 630 nt
Organism: Sceloporus undulatus (fence lizard)
Lineage: Eukaryota; Metazoa; Chordata; Lepidosauria; Squamata; Phrynosomatidae
Product: soluble scavenger receptor cysteine-rich domain-containing protein SSC5D-like
Exons: 2
Cellular component (GO): membrane
Source: RefSeq, a predicted model, not a curated record